GGGAGGCGGCGGGAGGGCUGAUGCCGCACAGCCGUGCCACGGUCCCGGCGGAGGCAUGAGGCGCGCGGAGCGGGCGGGGAGCGGAGCGGCAGAGCGCGGCUCCGCGAGGCCCUGAGCGAAGCCUCCGCGCCGCGCUCCCGCAGAGCGACUAUGGCCGGGGGAAGGAGAGGGCUGGUGGCGCCUCAGAACACGUUCCUGGAGAACAUCGUGCGAAGGUCUAACGAUACUAAUUUUGUCUUGGGCAAUGCCCAGAUAGUGGAUUGGCCCAUUGUGUACAGCAACGAUGGAUUUUGCAAGCUAUCAGGAUAUCACAGAGCAGAAGUUAUGCAAAAAAGCAGCACCUGCAGUUUUAUGUAUGGAGAGCUGACAGACAAAGAUACAAUUGACAAAGUCCGGCAGACAUUUGAGAACUAUGAGAUGAAUUCCUUUGAAAUCCUGAUGUACAAGAAGAACAGAACACCUGUCUGGUUCUUUGUGAAAAUUGCUCCAAUCCGAAAUGAGCAGGAUAAAGUGGUUUUAUUUCUCUGCACUUUCAAUGACAUCACGGCUUUCAAGCAGCCCAUUGAGGAUGAUUCAUGUAAAGGUUGGGGAAAGUUUGCUCGCUUGACCCGUGCCCUCACAAGCAGCCGAGGUGUGCUGCAGCAGCUUGCUCCGAGUGUGCAGAAAGGAGAGAAUGUUCACAAGCACUCACGACUUGCUGAGGUACUGCAGCUGGGCUCCGAAAUUCUCCCACAGUACAAACAAGAAGCACCAAAGACUCCGCCACAUAUAAUUUUGCAUUAUUGUGUUUUCAAGACUACCUGGGACUGGAUCAUCUUGAUUUUAACCUUCUACACUGCUAUUUUGGUCCCUUACAAUGUCUCCUUUAAAACCAAACAGAACAAUGUGGCAUGGCUAGUAGUGGACAGCAUUGUAGAUGUCAUUUUUUUGGUAGACAUCGUACUUAAUUUCCAUACCACCUUUGUGGGGCCAGCAGGAGAGGUGAUCUCUGACCCAAAGCUGAUUCGCAUGAAUUACUUGAAGACCUGGUUUGUGAUCGAUCUGCUCUCAUGCUUGCCAUAUGAUGUGAUCAACGCAUUUGAGAAUGUUGAUGAGGGCAUCAGUAGCCUCUUCAGUUCACUUAAAGUGGUCAGACUACUUCGUCUGGGUCGUGUUGCUCGGAAAUUGGAUCACUACAUAGAAUAUGGAGCAGCAGUCUUGGUUCUGCUGGUGUGUGUGUUUGGUCUCGCAGCACACUGGUUGGCCUGCAUUUGGUACAGCAUAGGAGAUUAUGAAGUUAUCGAUGAGGAUACAAACACAAUCCGAACUGAGAGCUGGCUCUAUCAGCUGGGAAUGUCAAUAGGAACACCUUACCGUUUUAACACGUCUGGCUUUGGAAAAUGGGAAGGCGGACCAAGCAAGGAUUCUGUCUACAUCUCCUCACUGUAUUUUACAAUGACCAGCCUCACUAGUGUUGGAUUUGGAAACAUUGCACCGACUACAGACGGGGAGAAGAUCUUUGCUGUUGCGAUGAUGAUGAUUGGCUCCCUUCUGUAUGCAACCAUUUUUGGUAACGUGACAACCAUAUUUCAGCAAAUGUAUGCUAAUACGAACAGAUAUCAUGAAAUGCUGAACAGUGUCCGAGACUUUCUAAAGCUCUACCAGGUCCCUAAAGGACUCAGUGAACGUGUGAUGGAUUACAUUGUCUCCACCUGGUCAAUGUCCAGAGGAAUAGAUACUGAAAAGGUUUUGCAGAUAUGCCCUAAGGACAUGAGAGCAGAUAUCUGUGUUCAUCUGAACCGCAAAGUUUUCAAAGAGCACCCAGCCUUUAGGCUGGCAAGCGAUGGGUGCCUUCGAGCACUUGCAAUGGAAUUUCAGACAGUGCACUGUGCCCCGGGAGACCUCAUCUACCACGCUGGUGAGAGCGUCGACAGCCUUUGCUUUGUGGUUUCGGGGUCUUUGGAAGUAAUCCAGGAUGACGAGGUUGUUGCUAUAUUGGGCAAAGGAGAUGUUUUUGGUGAUGUCUUCUGGAAGGAGUCUACCCUUGCCCAGUCCUGUGCAAAUGUAAGGGCUUUGACCUACUGUGAUCUUCAUGUGAUUAAGAGAGAUGCCUUGCAGAAAGUGCUGGAGUUCUAUACAGCCUUUUCACACUCCUUCUCCAGAAAUCUCAUUUUGACUUACAACUUGAGAAAAAGAAUUGUAUUCCGGAAAAUCAGCGAUGUGAAACGAGAAGAAGAGGAGAGAAUGAAAAGGAAGAAUGAAGCCCCCCUGAUUUUGCCACCAGAUCACCCUGUCCGCCGACUGUUUCAGAGGUUCAGGCAGCAGAAGGAGGCACGGCUCGCAGCUGAGAGAGGCAGAGAUCCAGACGAUCUGGAUGUGGAGAAGGGCAACAUCCUAGGCGAGCACUCCUCCGCACGCUCAGUGGUCAAAGCCAGCGUUGUGACCGUCCGGGAGAGCCCCGCGACCCCUGUGUCAUAUCAGUCAGCUUCAACGUCUGGGACAUCAGACCAGGCGAAGCUUCAGGCCCCCACGUCAGAGUACACAGGAUGUAAAGCAUCAGGGGAUUACCCCCGGAGAAAAGGCUGGGCCAAAUUCAAAGAGGCCUGUGGGAAAGGUGAAGACUGGAACAAAGUCUCUAAAGCGGAAUCUAUGGAGACGUUACCAGAGAGAACUAAAGCUUCAGGAGAAGCUACCCUGAAGAAGACAGACUCCUGUGACAGUGGCAUUACAAAAAGCGACUUGCGCUUGGAUAAUGUUGGGGAGACAAGAAGCCCACAGGACCGCAGCCCGGUCCUCACCGAGGUCAAGCAUUCCUUUUAUCCUAUCCCAGAACAGACUCUUCAGGCUACCAUGCUAGAAGUGAAACACGAGUUGAAAGAGGACAUCAAGGCUUUAAACACAAAAAUGACCAAUAUAGAAAAACAGCUCGCUGAGAUACUUAGGAUAUUGACCUCAAGAAGAAGCUCCCAGUCACCACAGGAGUUGUUUGAAAUAUCAAGGCCCCAGUCUCCAGAAUCAGAAAAAGACAUGUUUGGAGCUAGCUGAGGUGUUUCUUUAUAAAAAACAGUCAACCAAUCAAACGAACACCCCCCUAACAUUUUAAAUUUAAUCUUGAAAACGAGUGAGGGACCAAUUCACUAAGCAUGUUCCCUGUGUCUAAAAAGGUACAGUAGCAGGAAUUGCAACCUCAUGUCAAGAUGGCAGCUGGCUCUGAAGUCUUUUUGACAGCAAGGGUACAGUUUAUAAAGCUUUUCUUUUCUCCAUUGGUUCCCAUUCUCCCCACUCCCUCUUUCUCCCUCAGGAUGUUGGAAUAAGAGCUCCGAAAGCAGCAGCCAUCCCCGUGAGCGCCAGGUGACCUCUUAGGUUUUUGGAGCAUGCCUUAUGUAGUUAGCUCAGUUUUUGCCUAUAUGAAUAAGGACUGGCCAGGGUGCUUGUGCUUUCAGCAUUUUAAUUUUUCUGCUGCUGCUGUUGUCACUAUCUCAGUCACCUGUACAGCAUGUUAAAUGUCACAGUAUAUUUUCAUAUACUCAUAAUAAAGCAAAGAGGAGUAGAAUUUGUAAUACUCGAUACCAAAGUUACUUUUGGGUAGUCAAGGGAGAACAAAAAGAUGGGAAAAAAAUGUAAAACAAAGAAAAAAAAAAAAAGCACCCUCAAGUCUGUUGGUAAAUGGGAUCAUCCACAUUUUCAUUCUUUGAGUCAGGAUCUUGAUUAUCCAAAUCCAGACUUCUGUCUCAGAUGUUGUAGAGCAUUACCUCUGUUUUUAAUUCCUGCUGGAGGAUGGAGGUCUGGGUGUGCUGUGUGCAUGCAGAAUGAUCAGAACGCUUUCUGCCCGCUGCAGAAUGUAUUGUGCAUCUGUGUCAAUGACCGUUCUGCAGAUUUGCCUCCCUGUGAAAAUAUACUGUAGCAAUUAUGUCCUUUUUUUGCUAUGAAUCUGCUCUUUUAAUUCCUGUUAAAUUAUUAUUCAGAAGUUUCUGUUUUGGUAAUGUUCGUUGUAGCCAAAGGCUUUCACAGAACUUUCAGAGAUUUUAUUGUGGCAUUUUUCUCUAGAUCCAGAUGUAUUGUUCUUGAUCUAAUCUAUCUAGAAAGUAAAUGGAGGUAGAAAUACAGUGUUUACUGUAUACAAGUGCUAUUGUAGCAAGGAAACAAGAAGAUCUGCUUCUUAAAGAAGGAGAUGUUUCCAAAACUUAUAUUUUCAUAACUUUUUUGGAGGAAGAUUGAAGCACUUUACCAAAACGACUGUUCAUUGUUCAUUAGUUAGGGUAGCAUAGAAGAUUCCAUGGCUUGGGACAUAGGUAUAGAUCUGCAGUAAAUUCUCUCCACUGGUCUGGUACGCUCACUAUUUAACAGUAGGUUAUUGUCCAGAAGCAUGGUGCAACACUUUUUGAGGUUUUCAUUCUUAAUGGCAGUAGGUCCUAACACAUUGUGGAAGUCUCUUUUUUCUAAGGUACUAAGUCAUUUACACACACAAAAAAAAAAAAACCCACAUAGUUCUUUGGAGGAGAUUUUGGAUUAGGGUUAAGUAAGGAAGAGAGAGGGAAAAUGACCAAUUAGGAACGAUUUUGGGUGGCCUAAUGCUUGCACGGGGCCAUGCAGAACUGUGCCAUACGUCCUUGGGGAAGUGCAAGGCCCACUGGGUGAAGCUGCACACACAGUAUUGGGGCUGUGCUGUGCAAAGCUACAAGCUCAGGCCUUGAACACAGUAUGUUUGUUUUAUUUGUUCUGAGGGCAGCACUGAAGUUUGCAGCUGGUUUAGGGUUAGCUUUCAAGGGUCUUGCACGCUGGUUCAGUAUAGAAGUGUCCACAGGUAGUAAAUUCUAAUCAAGGCUUGAAGGAUUCCUGAAGCGCGUGUCUGGAUCAAAUCUGUAUGCAACUUUCUACCCCCCCAAAGAUAAGGAGAGGCAUUACAGAAGUGACUUGCUAUGAAACAGUGAAACAGAGGUGCCAUUAUUUCUGGUUCCAAGUUUGGAUUUUUCUAGUGGAAGCUGAUGUCUUUUACAGUUAUGUACUGAGGGCAUACUGAGGAGAGCUCUUUUUGACCAAAGUCACUGUGUGUUUGGUGCUUUAAUCACUAUGAAUGGCAACAGCUACCUGCGAUAGCCAUGCCAUUUCCAUAAGGAAUCCAUACAACAGCAGUUUCAGUUAGGAACUACUACAUGGUUUUCCUCUCUGAACUCCUCAGUCAGUAAAUUCAUUGGGCAGUGAAAUUAGGUAAGAAUAAACUACAGGUUUGCAAGUAUACGUGUAUUUGUAAUCAGUGCCCCGAAGUUGCAGCGAGGUUUAAGGGGUUCGCAUGGUGCCAGUUCUCUAAUCCAGGCAGAUUACUCAUCAGCAUUGUGUUUCCUACGUAACGUGUUUGAAAGGCUGGAAGCCUUGCUGAACUCAGCUGGCAGCCAGCUACCUGCAGUCUGAUAAACAUGGAAAUUAGCUUAUCCCAGACAGAUGAGAGGGGAAAUGUUUGUCGCCCUCCAGGUAUGUGCCUAAUAUCUCAAGUAUUGCAGUGCAGAUGUAGGAUUAGAUGCACAGGUGCAGGUUACCCAGUCCUCUGUUGCUGAGUCCAUGUUGAUGUUUCACAGUGGUAUCUUUCAUGUGUCCUCAGGGAUAUGUUUAAGGUUUUUCUGGUGUUGCUGAUUGCCUAAUCCUGGAGUCAUGGCAGGGUUAACCCUAGAAGCCCCGCAAUUAUUUGCACCGCCACACGUGGUUCUGUGAGUAAAGGAGCACAAGUCCCCAUUUUCUGAGGGAACCCCAAGUGCAGCCUGAAGUUCAGUUCAGUUUGGAACACAGGUACGUGCUGCAUGGCCAGGGCUGAGUGAAGCACGGAGUCCAUUUUUAAGGCUUUUAUGAGGCCUUUAUAAGAGCCUAUAAAGUCAGUAAUAAUCCACUUGUAUAGCUUUCAAAGGUUGUUAUAUACUCUGGAAUUACACUUAAAAUGUAAUGUCACUGAAGAUUAUGGCCAAAUUUGAUUCUGUUACAGUCAUGAAACUCCAGAAGAACUGUACUCCUUCCAAUGACACCGUCAAGGCAUCUGCUCCAGGUCAGCACUGAAGUGGGCAAUGUCACUGAGAUUUGCACAGCCCUAACAAGUCAGACCCAUUUUAUUAUGAUUUCAUGAACUGGCAGGUACUAAAGCUGGUUGUAGAAGACUGCAUCAUCCCUUAGAAACCACUGUGUGUUGUGAAAGAAUUUGAAAAAAUAUAAUAUUUAGGAUGAGCUUUGGUCUUUGGAUUCCCUGGGCUACUUAGUGUUAAAUGAGUGAAACCUUGUCCGCUAUGGGACUCCUUUCACCCUCAGACUAGUUUGGACCUGUAGCGUAUUGCCCAGGCUCAGCAGAUGAAGAGAGAUUCGUUUAGGGAGUGACUGAAAGCAGCUGUGUUGCAAAUCUGUCUUUCUCCAUUGAGCCUUAAACUUGGAUGCCUAAGGCUGGGCGGUGUCCAUAUCCACGGUAAUUGUUAUUCUUCCAUUUUAUUUGUGAGCUUUUCCUUUUUCUCUCUACAUGUUGAGUAAACCUUUCCACUCAAAUUAUUUUUCAUCUUAGACAUGAAUGACCUCUGAACAUGAGAUUCUGCCCCUUAACAAGAAAGCAGUUGUACAUUCUGUGUUCUGGCACAGUGCUUCUACCACUUAACUACCUGCUAAACAACCUGUGUUAAUGAACAAGAGAUGGUGUUCCAUUUUUACCCUAUGAUGGAAUGAGAUUUCAGUCAAAAGCUGGUAGUUCAGAGAAAGAGCCUGGGCUCAGAGUUGUUACAAACGGAGCUUGUAGAAGUUCAUACUUAACCAGAAUACCAAUAUGCAGCACAUGAUUUAAAAAGCAAAAACCAACCCUCAUCCCUGCCGUGUUCAGCUACAUUGACUUCUGUCUGGUAUUACCUGUAUUCUUUUACAAACACCAUUCUUGCUUUAAAUCUCUUUCACAGUGCUGCUCUGAAUCCCAGCGAACACCCUGUUUAGCAGCUUCGAAGGUGAUGUUCUGCUUCUACAGUACUUCACUUAAAUGAACUGAACAAGAUAUUUACUGUGAAUAUCUGGUGAUAUUUUUUUCAAUCGCUCUAAACCAGUCUGUGAAAGAAUUUACUACGAUUUGUCUUUGCUAUAUAAACAACAACGUGUGUGACUACGCUUGUGCAGUUGCGUGUACAUACACACGUAUAUAUAAUAUCUAUGUAUAGAUAAGUCUGUGGAUUGCAUUUUUGUUAUGUAAAAGCACAUCCUUCAUUUAAUGAUUACGGUUCAAGAAGGGAACUUAGAUCUUCCCCGUAGCUAUCCACUGAAUGUGCUAGCUAGUAUCUUGUUUGUUAAAUGUUGAACUUUCAGGCCAUAUCUUCUGGUUUCUCUAGCAGGUCUCAACUUUGUGCAGUUAGUUUGGCUGAUAUUGUGACUGAGAGAUCUGGCAGGUGCUGUUAGUCAGGAACCAGAAACGCACGUGAAAUUGGAAAAAUGCUGUAUCAUAGCUGGUGGGAAUACAGCUCGUAAGCCACUGUUUCUUGCUUGCUCACAGUACCUCUGAAGCCAAGCUGCCCUGGUAUUGCCUCUCGUGGCUUCUCCUGCAGAAGGGACGGUGGAACAGGAGGGUUUCUUUUUCUUGGCACUGGGAGCUGUCUCAAGGUGCUGAGCCUGUCCUUCCUCUCACGUGACACUUGGUCACUGCACUUCUGCUUUCUCGGCCUGGUAUUAGGUGGUGAAGAGCAUCUACUUAAUUCUUCAUUUCUCCGUAGUCUCCUGUGUGUGUAUUGGCAAUAACAGUGUCUGUGUUUCAGCCGCUCUUCUGAUUCAUUGAGACAAACCUUUUAGAGAGAGACCUGGGCAGGGGAAGCUCCAGAAAUGUGAGGUGAAGUACAGUAGAUUACUGUAUCCUCUAAUCUGACAUACUUUUGACCACAUUGUUGUGGCAAGCAUUGAUUCAACUAAAUAAAAAUGCUUUUUGCAAUAAGAUAUAGCCAACGUUUAGCCUUAAGACCCUUCCGUAAGUGAAACAUUUCAAACUGUGAUUCCAUUCUCUUUCCUUCUCCACGUUCUGUAGUAUUUACAAUGUUGCCUAAAGAUAAAGCACUUUGAUUAGCUUUCUAAAUCUAACGGAAAUCACUUGUUGGUAAUCAUGCUUAUUUCUCCACUUAAUGCCUUCUUAUUAGGAUAAUAAAUUACUCCAGUAGUCCUCUCCCUUUCCAAAACAGAGACAUAAUUAUUGUCUGAACACUUUUGUGUUACUGGGGUUCCAAGCCCGACCUGUCACAAAAGUGUUUGUUUCAAAGGUUUUUUUUUUUUACAGUGCAACAAUGCUACUGUGAAUUUACCUGCAACUGUAAUUUGUUGAGAGCUGAUUGUUGAGUGCCGUGUAAACAUAUUUGAUGUGUAAUCCCAGAGCAUCUCCAUAACUGGAUUUAAAUGCCUGAUGUCAACAAAGCAGUUUGGGGUUUUCACUCGCUGUUCUGAAAGGCGGAUGUCCUUUUCCUUUCCUCCCACUGAAUGUGUGACCACUAACAUAGAAAAAGGAUCCUUUUAGCUGUAGAUGAGAGACGUUCAAUAAUCUUGUAUCAGGAGGAACUGCUAUAUAAAGAAAUACAAAGUUUUCUAAUGAAUGUGUUAUAUUAUUGUACUUACAUACAAUCAAUAUUUGUACAUCUGUUGGAAACCUGUCCGCGUUUCGGUAUUUAGCCACCACUGCAUGGACACUUUAUUGAUAUGCAGUUAAUGCAGUCGCUUUGACGCUUUUAAAUGUAUUUCACUUGGUUUUAUCCUUUCCAAAAUCCACCAAAAACUCCUGUUUCUUUUUCUUUGCAUUUGUCACUUUGUUCAAUGAAGCAUGACCAGACAAAGAGAACGAGUAGAUACUAUUUUUGUGGUCAGCAAAGCAGCUGCCAGUAGAUUGCCAGUGUGUGUGCACAUACACACUGCUUUGGAAUGUUUCAGUUACAAAUGCAGCCACCUACAUUAAUGAUAUCCCUGUUAAACAUUUUUAAACAAGCACAAAUAAUAUUUGUAAAAAAAAAAAAAAAAAACUUUAAUUUUAUUUAUUAUAGUAAUAAACUAUUUUAUACAUUAUAAUUGCCUUGGUGUGCUCUUUAAUGGCUUGAAUAUGUACUUAUAAGAGUAAAAAGGAGAUUUUAAGUUAGUCUCUAGAAUCCUGUCUUGCUGUUUUGUUGCUGCUGUUCUGUACCCAGAGUGCUGUUGAUAGAGAAGUUUGAUAUUACCAUUUUACUUGUGAACAGCUCAGGUUGUUUCCUCAGACUUCUGCCUUCUGUGUGUGUCAGUACAACCAUGAUUUACGUGUGCAGGGCUGCCGUAAAGUUGAUUCAGGUGUUCUGUGAAGCACAGUGGACUCCAAUCUGGACCAGCUGUCUGCAAAUCCAUACCAAAACCACUGCUCCUGUGGGCCAGCAACUGGAUCUGGAUGUGAAUAUAAAGUUUUACUCUUCAGGACUUCAACCUGUGAGCUUGGCAGCUGUGUUUGUUCUUCGUACUCCAAAGCAUGAUCUUUGCCUGUCGCCUCCUCACGCUUCAUGGGAUUGGGAACCUAAUCUUCAAAAGGACAGCAAUAAGGCAUAAGCUUUCAGUCUGCAGAGAUGAGGCUAACCUGUACCAGGAGCAGCCAAGGAGCUCAAGUAGGAGCUAUUUUUACCAUUGUUUCUGCAUCCACUGCAGUGCGUGCUCUGACAGGACCUUCAGUUGUUGAUGUUGCUCUAUGACCAGUGUGAAAGUCUCUUCUUUAUUUUGUCUAAAGUUAUUAUGUGUUCCCCGCAAUUGCUAGAACGGGGAACAUUUCUGGAGUGAAGGUAAGUGCUUUUAAUUUUCUUUUUAUUCUGAGGUCUCCAAAAGCUGUUGUUCCCACUCUCUAAACUGUCUGUUUUUUUCUUUUUUCAGGCUCCUUGUGCAUUUUCAGCAGCCUCCCCAGUGGCACUGUGAGCUUGACUUAACACUGAGUAGAGAGGAGGGAGCACUUCUCUUGACCUGCUGGCAAUGCUUUCCCUAAUGCAGCCAAGAACACCGUUAUCCUCCUUAGUGGCAAGGCACACCGAUGGCUCAUGUUCAGCUCUGUCAUCACCAGGACCUCCAGGUCUUUUCUGCCAGACUGCUUUCCAGUUGGGUGUCCCCCAGCACGUCCUGGCUCUGCCACCUCCACCUCACUGGGACCAUCGCAGAGGACUUGCCUGGAGGAUGGCACUUCUGGCCCAGGUCACACUGAGGAGCGUGUCUCCAAGCUGAAGGUACAGCUGGCUGCAUGCAUUUGGAGCACUUCAGGCACCCUUCACAGAGCCCCAUGCCUUACCUACCAGCACUCUGCAAGGAGGAUGGAUCAGAAACUUUAAAAUUCCCUGCUUGAGAACAGUGUGCUUCUCUGUGGCCAAGAGGAUCCCUGUGCUUACCAUAAAUCAGUCCAGAGGAACGUCCCUCUGCUGAGGCAGCAUAUGUGGAGCUGAGUGCCUGGACAGAGAGAACGAAGCAGACUAGCCAGCCACUCCUUGGGUUACCUCCUUUCGUGGCAGAGAAGCACAAGAGGCAAACUCCACAGCUCCCCUGGAAGUGGGAUUUGCUCCAUCACAAAGUGAAUUGGAUCGGGUUUAUUCCUGCUCUGCAUCUCCAAACGAUGCUUGCAGCUUUGAAAAGUGAAAGUCACCUUUUCUCACUCAAGCUUUUAAAGCAAAAUAAGUACGUCUGGGUGUCACAAGCCAAAAGGUGUACCCCUUCCAGUGCAUUUGCAGAUGGCUGUAGCUGUAGACUACUGAAUCAGGUAAAUGAAGCUGCUUUUCUCAAUACUUUUCCCAGCAUCUCUGUUCAUUUUCUCCAUUCUCAUCUUAGAAUAAUGAAAUUUAGACUUCAUAGGUUGAGUGCCCAAAGAUUGAGCCCUAAUGUUCCCUUUGAGGGGAGGGAGAAGGAAGGAAUGUAUUUGACUUUUUUUGGUGGGUUCUUGUUGUUGUUGACGUGUGAACUCUGGUUAUGUGUAUGGCUGGAUUUCUAUGUGCCAUCCCUGAACUAACAGCAGCUGCUUUUCAAAGAAGGGCUUCUGUGCUCUCUCUUGGAGAUGACUCUGGUCAGAAGGAGCCUACUGGCACGAAGGACGUUCUUCAGGCUUCUGCAGAAGGGAUGGACGGAAGACAGAGCCUCUUCACCAUAUACCCCAUGAAGCACUCUUCUUUCUGAAGGUACGCUCACAAAGCUGUGGGAUUAGGCUGCUGGAGGUUGGGUUUUACCUUCAACAGCAAGUGAAAACCUCACAGUGCUUUGUCUGCAGUAAUAUUUCAUUUGAAAGUAUGUCAACAGAUGAAACAAACCCAUACCUUCCCUAGUAGCAAUAUUCUGUGUCUGCUUUAUACAGACAGCCAGCAAGUUGAAAGAGGAUAGACACUAGGAUAGCUUUAUUUAUUUAUUUAUUUAUUAAGCAAGGAUACUUUGGGGAACCUUGUUAGACAGAUAUUAAGCUUUUUUUUUUUUUUUAGCACUUUAAAGAUGUGACACACGAAAGAUAUGCCAGCAGUAGUUCUUAUGACGUAUGACUUGCUUGUUAUCACAAGCCAGGGCUCCACAUCCUAUUUAUAAGAGGUCUUGGCAGACUAUGUGCGUAUGUGGUGGAAAUUUCUUCUAUAUGCCUUACACUUAUGGAAUUUCUCCUCAGUGCCCCUGCUGUAGGUUUAAGGGCCCUCCUGCCACUAUAAUCUGGUUUGUGGUAAUCCUCAGGGAACAUGGGGACUUUCCCCUGUACAGUAACAGGUGUUAGGGAUUGCAUCCAGCAGAUUAUCAACUCCCUAUCUAAUGAAGCUGAAAAGAAAGGGGAAGACGUGACCCACUAUUGGAGAGGGAAAAGGAAUAUUUAUUUGAAUUUGUUCUUCCCCCGCUGUUGUAGCAGGAGCUGCACAGAGCGCAGGGCAGCACGCAUGGGAGAGCUCUGGCUCUUAGACACAGGGUCUGUUUUUUGGGUGGUCUUGCACGGAGCCAGGAGUUGGACUCAGUGACCCCUGUGGGUCCCUUCCAACAUGGGAUAUUCUGUGGUUCUAUGUUCUACUUCUCCACAGUCCUGGAUUAACUCAGUUCCAUGCCAUGCAGAUUCACAGGAAUGCAUCCACAUCUGAGAAGCGGCCCAAGGAAAGCUCAAAGCAAACAGGGGCUCUGUCAUCUGUUUUCACCUCUGUUCCAUUUUGUGAGUGGAUAGGACACAAACUUAUUGAACAGACUGAAGAACUUUGCCUGCAGAAGGUGACAUUGCAGGGAAGGACUGAGGCUGAGCCAUGCUAAUCUAGCAAGGACAUCAUUUUAAAUUCUGUCCAGCAUUUUCUUCUGCUGUAAAUGACCUAUGUGUCACCCUUGUGCAUAAUCUCUAUAAUCAAACAGCAGCAUGAGCUUGCAAGUUAUGUUCACAGGAGCCUUUUCCUUGCUUACACAGUUCCACUUUGUAAAUCUAACCAACCAGGAGUUACUGAUAUUUUCCAUAGUUCCAAGGAAAACACUCUGCUAUCACGCAUAGGUAAUCUACUGUACAGUAACAUAAAAGAAUCGUGCCAGCAACAUGUUGGGCCUCUCCAGUUAUCACAUAAUACAUGAGCACAAGAAAAUAACACUUUGGCUUCAGCCUGUGAGAGGUAAGAGAGAAAGGGACAGUAAUUGUGUUUUACAUGUUCAGAACUGCCUUACUUGCUGUGGGACCUCAGUGCUGUUUUUAGAUGUGAUUUGGGCACACAGUCUUCAGAAGUCUUCAAAGUAUGGAGUAGUUACUAAAUCAAUAAAAGCCAGAGAAAGUUCUCUCUUUGAAAAGCUUGACUUCAGGGGCAUACAUCUGACUUUGAUUUGGAAGUAAGCUUCUGUGAGACUUACACUUGGGAAAAUCUGUCCUCAAAGAGAACUUCAGUUGUGACAGAACACUGAAGCCACCGCUCCAUAAAGGAGCAUUCAGGAGACACAACUGUGGGUAGGAAGAAGAGGCACAGGUACUGAUCUGUCAGGUAGAAUAAAAAGCAACAUCAAACCAGCAUUUGAGGAUAAGGCCUCUUACCUACACUUGCUAACAUCCUUAUGAGGUAAGUCCCAUUUUCAGAAAAUAUAACGUAACAAAAUAAACAUUCCAAACUAGAGGUCAGUUGAAAGAAACCUAUUAUCAGGUCCAACACUUGAAGCAGAGGACAAAUACUGCAUUUUUUGUUUUUAAUUUAAUGUUCAUUUCAGGUAUUUCUCACUUCCAUGUGUACCACUGCUACCUGUUAGGACAAAACUGCCUAAUAAGAUGUAUUGCAAUCACCUGUGCAGGCUCACAACCAUGUACCCAUUUCAGGGGGUUGGAAAAGUAAGCCCAACAUAUCUUUAGAUGUUAUUAGCAUUCAACGUGCAGAUGUGGGACUGCUAACUUCAAAGCACAACAGAGGUGAUCCAAUUGGCUCAUGCAGAAUUGUUUUGUGGGAAAACAUGCAUCGUUUUCCAGCUACUGUGUACACAGAGCGUGAUACAUGCAGCCCUACGUAAUGCUGGGCCACUGGGUAAUACUGUGUUAUAAUGUAUGCUUACUUCUGUUUCCCCCUGAGUUCAUUCCUAUUCUGAAGGUAUUGAAUUAAAAUAUGAAGGGAAUUAUAAUUUUCCAGUUAAAAAGUGAUUUCUGAAGGAUAUUCUGAAGCUUCACAAUACACCCUUCAAAAUACAGCAUUCAGAAGAUAAACAGCAAAACUACCUACCCUUGCAGAGAGGUUCUCCUGCAGGCUCCUUUAAAGUCCCUCCACAUUCUAAUUCCUUUCAAUACACUUCCCUUACUCACAUCUAACCCAGACAGGAAAAUGGGCAUUUUCAAUUAUGUGCAGAAAAACAUCCAAGCACAGCCUUUGUUUUCUAGCUUAAAUAAUUUUAACAGUCAUUAAAUAAAGCCAUACACUUAAGAAAUCUCAAUUGAACUGGAACCCAUGUUAGCACACAAUUCCAUUCCCAGGUGUUGAAAAGAAAACAGAAGCAAUCAUGGAAGUGCUGGAACUAUUUGGAAUUCACCUAAGAUAAGUUAGAUUUCAUGAUUACAUGUACAAAAAAAUAUAUAUUUCCUUAAAUAUAUAAUGGAGAAGAGAAGGCUCUGUGUGUAUGACAUCAAUGUUUAUAUAUAGCUGAAGGAAGAGUGCAAAGAACACAGAGCCAGUGGUGCCCAGUGCCAAGGCAAGAGGCACAGGACAAGGUACAGCAGCAUCAUUAACUGAUGGAAAAUUUAUUAACAUAUUAUAAUUACCCAACUAUCACUGAGAUUGACCUCUGUGUGCUCUGCUUGAGCUGACCUGGGUUAGCAAUGAUCUAAGCUCCCUCGUCUGUCCUCCCAGUGGUUAGAAAUGCAAUUUCUCAACAGUCCGUGCUCUUGAGCGGUGUCAUUAAUAGACUUUGUGUGCACCAUGCUGUAGAAAAGGCUUUGGUCAGGGAAAUGGUCUUCAUAUUAUUUAAUUCUUUGUAAUCUCCUCAGGUUGGGGAUGAACUUUUUUUUUUUUUAAUUAUUAUUUUUAUAAUGCACAUUUGAGGAUAGGCCCUUAAAAUACAGGAGUGUGCAUUACUUCUGCCUGUAGCUCAAAUCCAGCAGAAUUUUAACUAUAUGAAAGCUUAGCCUAAAGGCUAAUUAAGGCUGCUGGAUCCUGGGUUUAAGUUGAAGGGUCUGCUAGUUUUUAUGAUUCAUGUGUUCAAAUUCAACUGUAGUGCUUUCCAAAUUAAUGGCCAUCUUAGGCAUUACAGUCUGCAAAUAGCCUGUAUCCUCGUGUAGGAGUUUUUACUAAUAAGCAUUUUACUCCUGUAUACUUACAGUUCAGCUCCCUAGACAUAAACUUCUGCUGAUAAUGAACUGGCCUGGAACAAAGACCUAAUGCACGGAAUUUCACUUGAAGUUGUCUGCUCUGUGGAAGCACUCAAGCCAGAAACAUCAAAUCAGCUCCACGCAUGCAUUCAGGAAUAACUACAAGUAUGGUGAGGUAAGAUGCAGCAGUACACAAAGGACAGUGAGUUAAGUUGCAAAAGAAUGCAUACAGCACACAAAGCCCGAGCAUAAAGCACGGCCUUGUUGCUUUGCUGCUACUUUCAGCCUGUGUAUGAGAAGACAAAGUUGCACCACUGCCAUGAUGACGGACAGCCAAUUCUGCCAGCUCAUGCACAGCCCUCUAAGUCUCAGCUGGGCAUCUCCACUGUCCGCCACCACAUAAAUCAGAACCCAGAUUCAAGGAGUAUUUAUAUUCAAGAUGCUGCCUUGUCCCACAGUGUCUCCAGGAAAGAGCUCCCACACCUUUCCCCUCCAUCUACAUUGAAGCAGAGCUGGGAGUAGAGCCAAGGGGAACCAGCCUGGGGACUCCAGGCCAACUUUACUAAUUGUCAUAGAUUUUUAGGUGGAGAUAUUGCAGAUUCAAGUGCGAGUGAAGUCCAGAUAUUCAGAAAAAUCAUCGCUGUAAAACAGGAGGUAUUUAAAAGGGAAGUGCUGUAAGGAUGACUCAGAAGUUGUCCAACACACAGUCUGUAAACGAGACUGAAAAGCACAAAAUAGUGAGCUGCCAGGUCAAGAUCUCAACCUCACUCAGGUACAUUGGCAGUAACCACAAAAGCCUCCUCCUCAGUAGACAUGAAGCACUUUCCAGCUAAGGAUAUUAACAAGUGUAUUACAUGGUAGUUUGCUUAUGUGAAUUUUAAAUUAUGUCAUCCUGGAGAAUGCUUACAUCUGAGACUGUCUGAGGAGCACUUACUGCUGCUGAGGAAAACUGAAAAUGGAGAGGUAAUAAAGAACGUCAUCUGCAGUGCAGGAUGACUGGACUCAAAAUCAGCACUGCCGAGAGCAGAAAGCUGUAGUCUCUCAGCACUGUCAUAAUGCAAACAGGUUUCAUUUAGAAGAUACAGGAAAAAUAGAUACAGAUCACAAAAGCUGUGACUUUUCUGCAUUCCUACAGAGAGAGUGGAACCACACAUCACCAUAGGUAAAAUCAUUUUGCUUUUAUCCUUGAUGGCACUAAGGAAAGGUGUGUGCUGACAAGGAUUGUCACAUACAAGAAAAACAUUCAGCAUCAUUCCAAGUAGGAAACGUGCUAAACACAUAGUUUCCUUCAAUCAGAUUAGCUACAAAUAAACAACUUAACAGGAAGCUCAAAAGACAGGGCUACUGUUUUAUAAAGCACCCUUGAGACAAUUCAAUGAUGCCAAAACUAUUUGCAUUGCACAAAGUAUGCAUAUGAAAUAAUAGUAAUAAAAAACCUGCCAGCAUUCUUGUUUACAAAUGCUGAUAAACGCUGUGUGGGUACAGGUAUCCAUCCAGGAGAUGUCUGCCUGCACAGAUACUCCAUUUCGUCUCUGGAGGCAAAACAUCACUGAUAUCCAGCCAUGAUAUCAGCAGCUCUCCAGAUGCUGUGUAAUCUAAAUCAGGAGCAUUAGUUCUCCUUGCACGCAUCACCUGAUGUGAGCAGAGGAAUGUUAGUAACCUCACUCUACAUUGUUCAAUCAUGCUAUUACCUGACCAUAAUUCCAACCCAAGUACUUCUAAUUAUUGUAUAAAGCACAAAAAAAUUACAGCAGUUGGGCUUUUUGCUUCACGUUUUGAAGUAUAACUUCAUAGCCAUCAGUAUUUCCAACAGGACUUGUCAGAGGAAAAACAUCAGAGGCUUUAGGCAACAAUCCUGGUCUCAAGCGUAUCAGGUAAUGUGGGGUAAUUCAGCCAAAACCAAAAGCACCUUACUAGUGCAACCAUUCCAUUUGAAUUAAGAGUUUUAAAUAAAACACAAGGCAGUGUAAAAGUGCCAGGCAGAAUCUUUCAGCCACAGGUGAUAAUGAGAAAGGAAAAUGAAAUCAAACAGCUUUAGUUUACUGAUUAAGAAGAGGUGGAUCUAUAAGCUAGAAGCAUAUGAACUAGAAGUGACCUUCCUUCUCCUCCCAGGUCUUUACUUGAGAACUGCUCACAGCUAACACGAAAUGGAAACAAACCAAAUAGGAACUCUUGCUGGUCUCUCCCUCCCUGAACAAAAGCUUUCAAAAGCACGACUGUAAAUAACAACACAUCUUCACUUGGAAGCAAGACAGAAGAGCUACCUCUUCGAAGUGUUUUGCAGUGAAAACAUUUCUGAGUAAUACACCUGCCUUGCUGUGCAACAGGACAACUCUGUGCUCAUCCUCAAAUGCCUGUUCAGGCAUUCUUAGAAUAAUCUCCUUAAAUACAGCGUGAACAGUUAUGGAAGGAUAACGCUAGCAAAUAUUUUAGGGAAUUAUCCAUUGAUGGCAUUACAGACAGCAAUCAAAACGUCAGAGUCAAGAGCCUCCUUCUGUUGCAGAUGGACAAUGAAGUGUGAGAAUAAAGAGCUAAAUCCCCAGGAGAACAGACACGUCCCAAGGGCAGAGCUGGCAACGAUGCUGCCUGGCACAAGCCUGAGCUGCGUACUGAGUGUCCGUCUGUCAUUGAGCAGAGAUACCCACGACUUGCAAAGAAAGAGGCUGAGCAGAAGGGCAAGUUAACUUCCCUUCUACAAGAACCUGAAUUUCAUGAUGAUUUCUGUAUUGAUCUAAUUAGGGGUCUCCUUCCUAGAAUUCAGGUUUGUAUGUACAGAAUUCCUUCCCUAGUCUUUGAGACCAAGUGCUAGGGAUCUCUUGAGCAACCAAGGUCCUGUCAAAGCUCUCAAUGGGAGUGUAUUUAAACCAGUGAUUCCAAUAUAUUAUCAGUCACCCGCAAAGACAAUCUUUGUGUAAAAAGGUGAAGUGCUAUAAUUCAUUUUCCCAACCCAAUUUCUGACUAAGAUCUCCUGGAAUGAUCAUGAAUGUAAGAUGCUUAAGUGAUGAAUAAAAUAAUAAUUCUUUUAUUAGGAA
Gallus gallus (chicken) is the source of this 17736-nucleotide messenger RNA. It is a transcript of the gene KCNH1, whose product is annotated as potassium voltage-gated channel subfamily H member 1. The coding region runs from base 151 to 3024 and encodes 957 amino acids. NCBI's taxonomy places the organism in Eukaryota, Metazoa, Chordata, Aves, Galliformes, Phasianidae. Gene Ontology annotation, molecular function: delayed rectifier potassium channel activity. The record is from RefSeq and is a predicted model, not a curated record. Gene Ontology annotation, biological process: potassium ion transmembrane transport; regulation of membrane potential. The transcript is spliced from 16 exons. Gene Ontology annotation, cellular component: membrane.